Purpureocillium lilacinum is the source of this 4494-nucleotide messenger RNA. RefSeq lists its product as uncharacterized. NCBI's taxonomy places the organism in Eukaryota, Fungi, Ascomycota, Sordariomycetes, Hypocreales, Ophiocordycipitaceae. The record is from RefSeq and is a predicted model, not a curated record. Gene Ontology annotation, biological process: DNA repair; mitotic sister chromatid cohesion. Gene Ontology annotation, cellular component: nucleus; chromatin.
AUGCCGCCGCGUCGCAGGAGCCGCCGCCAAGAGCCGGUCGAGCAGGUGGAGGAGGAGGAGCAGCCGCAGCAGCAGUCCGAGUCCGAGAAUGCGCAAGAGGAAGAGGAAGAGGCCUCGGAAAACGAGCCAGGGGACCACGCCGCCGGCAACGGCAACGACAACGUGGCGCCGGGCGAGAUGCGCAGACUCCAGUUCGAUCAGGAGCUCACCUGGCGGCCCGCGAAGCCCAUUCCCAGCGCCACCCUCGUCGACCGCCUCGAGAGGCUGUCCAAGGAGCUCGCCGACUUCGACCAGGGCGAGGUCGACCUGGACUCGAUCAAGCCCGUCACCGCCAGCCUCGCCCACCGCAACCUCCUCCAGCACAAGGACCGCGGCGUCAAGGCCUACACCGCCUGCUGCCUCGUCGACAUCCUGCGCCUCUUUGCUCCGGACGCGCCCUUUACGGACGACCAGCUCAAGAUGAUGUACACUCUUUUCGUCAAGGAUAUUCUCCCGGCCCUCCACGACCCGUCCAACCCGUACAGCAGCCAACACAAAUAUGUUCUCGUCUCCCUGACAGACGUCAAGAGCAUACUUUUACUUUCAGACAUACACGGCGCCGACGAGCUCCUGCUGCGACUCUUCAAUUCCACCUUCGAUGGCGUGUCCUCCAGCUCCAAGGCCGUGGCCGAGGAGCAGGUGGCCAAGGACGUCGAGAUUCACCUCACCGAGAUGCUCACCGAGUUGAUAGACGAGUCGUCGGGCAGCGUGCCGUCAAGUGUUAUCGACGCCAUCAUCAGCCAGUUCUUGCGGGCGGCACCGCCUGGAGGAGGUCGAGGCAAGGAUCACGGCGAGAAGCAGUCCACCCUUCUGCACAAGACGGAGCCCGCCGCCUACACCAUGGCCAAAAACAUUUGCAACGCGUGCGCCGACAAGAUGUCCCGCUACGUCAGCCAAUACUUUAGCGAUGUCAUCCUCAACGCCUCGGGCUUCGCGACCAAGUCCAACGGCUACCGCCAAGGAGACGAGUCCGACGAAGAGGACGCCAAUGCCGGGCCGUCCGAGGCCGAUCUCAAGAGCCUUCGCCAAGCGCAUCUUCUUAUUCGCGAGCUCUGGCGGGCUGCACCCACCAUUCUCCAGAACGUCGUCCCCCAACUGGACGCAGAGCUGUCCGCCGAUAACGUCCACCUCAGACUCAUCGCGACGGAGACGUUUGGCGACAUGAUUGCUGGAAUCGGCGCUGCGGGGCCUCCACCGCCGCCAAUUCUCGAUCCUACUGCUUAUCCGCCCCUGAGGCUGAUGGAAGAGGCGGCCUCGCCCGAACCCACCGAGGGCAACGUCCUGACGAAGCCCUACUCUCCGCAGUCCUUUGCACAGACACACCAUGCGACAUAUCGCAACUUUGUCGGCAGGAAAAACGACAAGGCUGGCACUAUCCGCGCCGCCUGGGUCACUGCCGCCGGAUACAUCUUGGCGACCUCGGCCGGAGGCAUUGGUCUCAGCAGAGAGGAGGAGAGCGAGUUGGUCAAGGGGCUGGUGGAGAAGCUCAACGACAGCGAGGAAAAGGUCCGACUGGCUGCGGUCAAGGCCAUUGAGCUGUUUGACUUCCGGGAUGCCAUCCUCAAGCUCGGGGUUACUGGCGGUGUGGAAAAGGAGGGCUCCGUCUUUGCCAGUCUGGCCGACCGAUGCCGCGACAGGAAGCCAGCCGUUCGAGUGGACGCGAUGGUCCUUCUGGGCAAGCUGUGGGCUGUUGGAGCGGGCGAGAUCGCCGACGGCCAAGAAGCCGUUACGGCGUGCCUGUCGGGCGUUCCUUCGCGCAUCAUCAAUGCCUUCUACGCCAAUGACCCCGACCUGAACGUUCUCCUCGACAGGGUCAUGUUCGAGUGCCUCGUACCCCUCAAGUACCCGCUCAUCAAGGGCAAGGCUGCAAAGAGCGCCUCGCAGUCGUCCCAGGCCAAGGGCGGCGCCGGUGCCGCGGAUCAGGACCGUAUCCGUGCCGAGAGAAUCCUCUUGAUGGUCAAGUCGCUCGAUACGCCCGCGCAAAAGGCCUUUUUCGCCAUGCAGGCCCGGCAGCCUCAGUUUGCUAAGGGCGUGGGCAUCUUCAUCCAGCAGUGCGAGGCCUACAACGGCGGCGUCAUCGAGGCCAACGAAGACAAGGUCAAGGCGAGCCUGGCCAAGACAUUCCAGUGGCUCGGCGCCUUCUUCCCGGACCCCCUCAAGGUCAGGGGCGAUCUCCAGAAGUUUGCCAAACUCAACGACCGCCGCAGUUACCAGCUUGUCAAGUACGCCAUCGAAUCCGAGAGCGACUUUAAGACGGUUCGCCGAGCCAUCAACGAGCUCAUCACCAAAAUUCAAGCCGGCUCCGCCUCCGGAUGCCUCGACACAAUCAUCCCUCUGUUGUACCGGUCAAGCUGCCUCAUGUUCAACCGCAGUCAUCUCGCCACGAUCAUGGACUACUCCAAGAGCGACAAGGACGGCCUCGCCGCCGUCGCCCACUUGGUGCUCAACGACAUCUCGCAGCGAAACCCUGACAUCUUCAAGGCCCAUGCCGAGGAGCUCCGCAAAGAGAUUAUCGAGCAGGCGCCGACGGACAAGCGGACCAACGACCCCACGGUCGCCGACAUUCUCAAGGCAUACUCUUCUUAUUCCAAACGAUACCCCAAGGACAUUAAUUUCGACCGAAGCUUCAACCAGACCCUGAUGAACUACGCGCUGUACGGCUCCCCGCCAAAGUGUGGCAAGUAUGCCGUCAACAUUCUCCUCGCGAGAAACGACGACAAGAGCAGGGUCACGGCCACGAAUCUGCUUAGAAACCUCAUCAAGGGCCUGGCCUACGGCAGCCCGCAUUUCCUUACUCGAUUGGCCGCCAUCAGCCAACUUGAGCGGCUGGCACCUACGGUCACGGCUGACUCGGACGACGCCAUCCACGACUUGACCAUUAAGAAGAUCUUGCGGGAGGUGCGCACGGACUCAAAGGGGGACGCAGAUCCAUCUUGGGUUGACGACGCGGACAUGGACGAGGAGCUCCAGGCCAAGAUGUGGUGUCUCAAGAUUCUGGUCAACAAAGCACUUGCCACUGAGGAGGAAGCGGAUGCCGAGGAGCACGUCAAGCCGGUGCUCAAGCUGCUCAAGACUUUCAUCAUCAACGAGGGCGAGUUUUGCAAGACCAAGGACACUCCGUUGCAUCACAAGAAGCGCCUGCGACUCCUGGCUGGGCUUUUGACCCUGAAGCUAUGUACCGUCAAGAAGUACGACGAGCAGCUCGACCCAUCAAGCUUCAACAAGCUGGCCGAGCUGGUACAAGACAGCGAACUUCAGGUCCGCCGGCGGUUCAUGGAGAAGCUGCAAAACUACUUGACGCGGGCCAAGCUUCGCGCCAGGUUCCACACCAUUCUCUUCCUCGUUGCUUUUGAGCCCGUAGCGGACCUCAAGAAUAGGGUGGAGACGUGGAUCCGGUCGCGAGCUCGGUACUACGGAGAGAAGAAGCAGCAGAUUCUCGAGGCGAUCAUGGGCCGGUUGAUACCUCUGCUGGCGCACCACCCCGAUUACACCUCAGACACGGAUGACUUGGCAGACUUUGCCAACUACUUCUUGUUCUAUUUGGGCGCCCUCGCGACCGAAGAGAACAUCUCUCUGAUCUACAAGUAUGCCGAGAGGGUCAAGCAAACAAGGGAUGGCGUCAACCCCGAAGCGAGCGAAAACCUGUACGUGCUCAGCGAUCUGGCCCAGGCAGUGAUCCGCAAGUACCAGGAGAGGAGGAACUGGAGCUUCCAGGCCUGGCCCGGGAAAGUCGGGCUUCCGACUGGGCUGUACACGGCCCUCCCCUCAAGCGAGGUGGCGCAGCAAAUUGCGAAGAAGCAGUACAUUCCGGACGAGUUGGACGAGCGGCUGGACGAUCUCAUCCGGGCUUUGGACCGCAAAAAGAAGCGCAAGUCCAUGGGUGACGGGUCUGAGCCUGCCCCGAAGCGCGCAAAGACGCAGAUCAAGACAGUCAUACGGGAGAAGGGCGAGCCGAAAACCAAGGCGGCCAAGGCCAUCAAGAAGAAGGUCGCGAAGCCAAAGUCGUCGAGGCCCAAGAAGCAGGCCGCGUCAUCGCCACCAAUCCCCGAGGCAGACCGCCGCCGCAGCGGCCGCUCCCACAAGGCCUCCAACUACAAGGAGCGGGACGACCAGGACGACGAGGAAGAGAUGCUGGACGGCGUGGCCGAGUGGACGUACGAGGGCGAAGGCGAUUCCUCGGACGAGGGGCCAGAAGCCAGCGAGGAGUCCGGUGGCGAAGAAGAAGCCGCGGACGACGAUGGCGGCGACGAGUCAGAGGAGGAGGAAGAGGCGGCCCCUGCGAGCAGCAGGAAGAACGGACAAAAGGCCAAGCCCAGGACGGCCGCCGUCAAGGCCAGCGUCCUCGCGCAGCUCGGCAAGGGCAAGAAGGCGUCAUCUGCGCGGGCCCGUGGCGGCCGCAGAGGCGCCGCGAGGGACUCGUCUGAUAUGGACGUCGACGACGACGACGAAGACUGA